Molecule: messenger RNA, 1854 nt
Organism: Pseudocercospora fijiensis CIRAD86
Lineage: Eukaryota; Fungi; Ascomycota; Dothideomycetes; Mycosphaerellales; Mycosphaerellaceae
Exons: 5
Coding region: 1-1854 (617 amino acids)
Source: RefSeq, a predicted model, not a curated record
AUGAAGCGUGACUGCAGCGACGAGUCCAUCGUGCUCCCCGAUCUGACGCCAGAGUUCUUUCGCGUAUACGUCGACCGACUCGAAGGUUCCAGCUUUGAUCUCGCCCAAGCGGUCAAUUUCGAAACAGAAGCUAUGGAGCCUUCAAAUGUGGACAGCCAAGUCUUUGAGCGGCUCCAUCGCCUUUGCACAUGGUGGCGAGAGGCCGAAUUUCUGGAGGACUCCGAACUUAAGAAUGCUAUCAUGGAUAUCUUGGUCGGACAAGAUAUCGAUAAUCGCUCGGAUGUGCUUUCAAAACUUGCUCCUUUGAUCGCCGGAGAGGAGAUGGAGGAGUCUGGACUGCGGCUUUGGUGGGUCGAGUACAUGGUUACUACCUUGAACGAGGACAACAUUGAGGCAUUGUGUCGUGAGCUGCCGAAGGACAUUUUGGUGGAUCUCCUGAAGGCCCAAGUCAAGCUGAGCAAGGAAGGGAAGGUUGAGAACUUUCGUGAUCGUGUUCGAGGAGGAGAGCGGUACUAUGAGCAGGACCAGGGCGAGAUCUUAAGCGAUUGUCGGGGAAUAGCCGAACCUCACAUCUCUCUUCUACAUCCUUUCUUCGCCAUUGUCAAUGCGUGGCACACCAAGACUCCCUCGGAAUUCGCACACAAGCGACAGCAUACCAUCAUGAGCAGCGAAGGCACAGUAGCGAAGCGCAAAGAGAAGCGCAAAGAGAAGCGCAAAGCCGACGCGCCAACUUCGCCAAAGAAGCGGCCAAGAAUGAGCUUCGCCGAAACACUCGAAAUAAUCGUCACUGAUGACGACAACGAGCCGCUGAGAACAUUCGUUGUGCACACGGACCUUGUCGAAGACAUUGGCGGCGUCGGGGGUCUAUUCAAAUAUGAUGGCCCUGUGUGGUUAAUGCUCAACCCAGAUGCCGUUGAGGUCUAUCUCAAUUGGGUCUAUGACAAGAGCAUAGACAUCGUCCAGUACGCUUUCGUCCAGCCAAGUGUCGUCGAUCUGGGACGCCACUUCGACGAGCUCCCCGAGCAAAGGGAGAGCGCCCGGCUCUGGGUUGGCCGAAUUGCCGGGCUUUUCGAUCUCUGGCAUGUGGGUAUGGAACUCGACGACUACGAUUUUGGGGACAAGAUAAUUGGCAUGUUUCUCCACUCCUCAGAGCCUCUCACACUCGUCUUCGGCACCAACAGUCUCGAAAAGAAGUACAUUCCAGUCCAUCCAGACCUCGUCUGCGCACAUUCCCAACUCUUUCGUGUCCUUCACGACAAAGCCGAUGUGAACGGUCGAAUCGAGGGACUUCCCAUCUCAGCUUACGCAAAAACGAUCAUGUAUCUCGACUAUCUGACGCAUCCAGGUCGCAACCUUGAGAGACAUGUGAAGAGGCAAGUGAGGGAGGAGAUGGAUAUCUCGGAUCCAGAGGAUACGGGAGAGAAGCAGUUCUGCGAGGUCGUGAGAAGACUGAGUGAGAUGUGGUUGCUAGGGAGGGGCUUCGAAGAUGCAGAGUUGCAAAACUCUGCGAUGAGUGGAUUGCUGAAGCAGGAUGUGGGGAGAUAUCCGGUGGAGAUGCACAUGCUUGCGAGGGAGAUUGUGGACUGUGAGGAGCUUAGGUGGACGGAGCUUCAUGGGUGGUUCGUCCAUGCUAUCGGAGCGACUGUUGAGGAGAGAGACUUGAGGGUUGCUGGUGGACCAGUCAGUAGAUGGUCGAGAGAGCUACUGAUGGAUGUCCUUUCGGAGAUGGUUGAGUACCAGGCGAAAAGUCAACGAAGGGCUCCGGGAAUGAGCGAUCGGAGUGCGUACAUGGUGGGUCAGAGAGUGUCUGAGGAGAGUGAGCAGGAACGAGAGGACAGUGCGCUGGAGGAGUAA